UUCCUGUGGUCGUUAGCGGCGGUUUCGGCCCAUUUCAGCCUGCAGUGGAAACAAAUGCGGUUAAACUUCAACCUGCAGAGAAUCAGAGACGAACCGCCGAAAGAUUGAUGAGGCAGGAGGAAGAACUGCGAACGGCAGAUUUCCCACACCAUUAUUUUUGUUAUUAAGCUAGAUGUUGCUCAUUAAUUUAUCUUCUACCAACAAGAGAUCUCUGUUCUGGAAAAGAGGGAAACAGCACGUUUAAAAACCAAAGGGAAAGCCAAUGAACCAGAACUUGGAUAUGUGUAAAGAGAGUAUGGAUCCGACCCUUUGCUGAAUGAAGACUGAAGGACCACAUUGUACUAAAGGGAUGGAUAUCAAAAUGGGGCCAAAUUCUGGACCUCUUGAAAUAAAAGAAGAACCAGAGGAACGAGAACUGCAGCAGGUUAAAGAAGAUUAUGAUCAAUCAGGAUUUCAGCACAUGGUAAAACUUGAGAUUGAAGACAUCAAUCAGGAUGAAAACCAGGAUGUACUGGAGCAAGAGACAGAUACCUUAAUGGGGGGAGACUCUGCUCCUGUUGAACUCAAAGAGGAACCAGUAGAACUCAAACCUAAACAAGUAAAGGAAGAGGUGCAUGGAUCAGGACCUCAGCAGAUGGUAGAGAAAGAGGCUGAAAGCAUCAGUCAAGAUGAAAACCAUGAUAUACUAAAACAGGAGACUGAUGAUUUAGUCCUAGAGACUUCUGAUAAUGAUACAGACCAACAACAACCACCAGAUGUAAGUGCAAACCAAAGCCACUUACAGAACUUCUCUAAAGUAGAGCUUCAGGAAAUAAAGACUCAUGAAGCUUCAGGAUCCAGUAAAGAUAAUUGGCAACAGAAAAUGGCUCAGAAAACCAGAGGUCAAAGUGAUGAUGCAGAGAAAAGGAUGAAGGGCAGAAAAACUCAGAAUGCUAAACAAUGUAAAGUGUGUGCAAAAUGUUUUAAAUGUAAUAGUGAUUUAACAGUUCACAUGAGAAUUCACACAGGUGAGAAGCCUUUCUCAUGUGUAACCUGUGGGAAAUGUUUUAAUCACAAACAUAAUUUGAAUAGUCACAUGAGAACUCACACGAAUAAAAAGCCUUUCUCAUGUACAACCUGUGGAAAAGGUUUUAAUCAAAAAAUUACUUGGAAAUGCCACAUGAGGACUCACACAGGUGUGAAGCCUUUCUCAUGUCUAACUUGUGGGAAAUGUUUCAGUCACAAACAUAAUUUGAAUAGCCACAUGAGUAGUCACACAGGUGAGAAGCCUUUCUCAUGUCUAACCUGUGGAAAAUGUUUCAUUCAGAAGUUUAGUUUGACUAUUCACAUGAGAACUCACACAGGUGAGAAGCCUUUUUCAUGUAUAACCUGUGGAAAAUGUUUCCGUCAUAAACAUGAUUUGAAUUGCCACAUGAUGACUCACACAGGUGAGAAGAAGCCUUUCUCUUGUUCAAUCUGUGGAAAAAGUUUGGUACAGAAACGUAAUUUGAGUGUUCACAUGAGAACUCACACAGGUGAGAAACCUUUCUCAUGUAUAACCUGUGGAAAAAGUUUCAUCCAAAAACGUAGUUUAAAUAGUCACAUGAUAAGUCACAGAAGUGAGAAGCUCUUCUCAUGUAUAAUCUGUGGGAAGGGUUUCAAUAAAAAAUCAAAUUUCACCUGCCACAUGAGGAUUCAUACAGGUGAGAAGCCUUUUUCAUGUCUAAUCUGUGGUAAAGGUUUUAAUCAAAAAAGAUUUUUGAGUACCCACAUAACAACUCACACAGGUGAGAAGCCUUUCUCUUGUCUAAUUUGUGGAAAAGGUUUUAUGCAAAAACAUAGUUUGAAUAGCCACAUGAGAAGUCACACAGGUGAGAAGCCUUUCUCAUGUUUGACUUGUGGAAAAAGCUUCAUUCAAAAACGUAGUUUGACAAGCCACUUGAGAUAUCACACAGAUGAGAAGACUUAUUCAUGUGGAACUUGUGGAAAGAGUUUCAAUAAAAAAUCUACUUUUACUAGCCAUGUGAUAACUCACACAGGUGAGAAGCCUUUCUCAUGUUUUACUUGCGGAAAAAGUUUCAUUCAAAAACGUAGCUUGACUAGACACAUAAGAACUCACACAGGUGAGAAGCCUUUUUCAUGUAUAAUCUGUGGAAAGGGUUUCUAUAAAAGAUAUAGUUUCACUUAUCACAUGAGGAUUCAUACAGGUGAGAAACCCUUCUCAUGUAAGACCUGUGGAAAAGGUUUUAAUCAAAAAAGAUUUCUGAAUGCUCACAUGCUAGCUCAUACAGGUGAGAAGCCUUUCUCAUGUCUAACUUGUGGAAAAAGCUUCAUUCAAAAACGUAGUUUGACUAGCCACAUGAGAUCUCACACAGGUGAGAAGCCUUUCUCAUGUAUGACCUGUGGGAAAAAUUUUCUUCAAAAACGUGGUUUGACUAGCCACAUGAGAAUUCACACAGGUAAGAAGCCCUUCUCGUGUCUCACCUGUGGGAAAGGUUUCCUUCAAAAAUGCAGUUUGACGUGCCACAUGAGGUCUCACACAGGUGAGAAGCCUUUCAUAUGCGGAACUUGUGGAAAAGGUUACAGUCGUAAACAUAGUUUGAUUAAGCAUCUUACAACUCACAAAAUAGAAUCCUUUCCCAUUUCAUACUUGUAGUAAAAGACUUUGUAGCUGCAUUUUACCUGAUGAAACUUGUAAAAAUGUAAUUAGAAAUUGUUGAAAAUUACCCAUAUAAGUUGGAAGAUUUUAUUGUUAUUAAUAUUGCUGCUGAAUGAAAAGACCUUUAAAUUCUCUUACAUUUAGGGUUAGGGUAUUUACAUUUGUGUAAAUCUUUGAAUAAUUAAACCUACUUUUGCAGAUAAAUCUAACUUUUGAGGUUUGUGAUCAGAUUUCCAGACUUUCUGGUGUUCGCACAUUGUUUAGAUCUGACAUGUACUGGCAAAUUUAGCUUGAGACUCCUUGCAUAGAUAUGACUUAAUAAUUAUACAUGAUAGUAAUGACACUUUGACCUCAAUAUGAACUCUGAAGUAAGAGAGUGAAAAAACAACUGAAGAUGUAACACAGAUGCACUGAGCAGGUGACUGGUGAGAAAAGCAGCAUCAGAAGAUGUUCCUUUAAACGAGUCUGAGAUGGGAAUGAGGAAACAUCGGAUUGGUUUCAGUUUGGUCUAAAUAUUGAGUUGAAUCUACAAAUAGAAUAUGACAUAAUAACAUAUGACACAAUAACAUCCCGUUGGGAUCUGAACCCAACGGGAUUUUAUCUACAAGGCAGAUCAAAAUUGAAACUCUUACUGUCAAAUUAUUUUCUUUGUAUUUGACAUUUUGUGAAAGGUUUUUAAUUAAAUAUAGAUAUUGAACUCUGUUGUCUUCAAAGUUUGAUGCUUUUGGUGUUCUUUUUAUAGUCCAAACAGAAAGCAAUGUUCAGAAAAAAAUAACUCCACAAAGAUUAAUGUCUGGUUUUGGGAUGUUUGUAAUAAAUUGCCAUAACAGUU
Molecule: messenger RNA, 3470 nt
Organism: Poeciliopsis prolifica (blackstripe livebearer)
Lineage: Eukaryota; Metazoa; Chordata; Actinopteri; Cyprinodontiformes; Poeciliidae
Product: oocyte zinc finger protein XlCOF6-like
Exons: 2
Coding region: 317-2635 (772 amino acids)
Biological process (GO): regulation of transcription by RNA polymerase II
Molecular function (GO): DNA-binding transcription factor activity; RNA polymerase II cis-regulatory region sequence-specific DNA binding
Source: RefSeq, a predicted model, not a curated record